UUGACUGCUCGUACUCUACUAAAAGUCGUCUGCUUUUCAUCUUGUCUUGAGCUUUCUCUCUCUUAUCGUCCAUUGCAGUGGAGGGGGCCAGCUUGCGAUUUAGAUAGUCUAAGGUUAUAUAAACGCGAGAUUUAAGUCUCAACAAUGGCUGCAAGUAUUAUUCUACUAUCUCGCGCUGGACGGAGCCGUGCCGGUCACUUAAAAUCUCUGCCAGAUCUUAUAAAACCUUUGUGUGUACCAUUGUCCACCAGUGCUAAAAUGAAUACCACAGAAGGCUACAGAGUUGAAGCUGACACUUUCGGAGAGCUCAAAGUGCCCAAUGACAAAUAUUAUGGAGCUCAAACCGUCAGAUCGGUCAUGAACUUUCCCAUUGGUGGGGAAACUGAACGGAUGCCUUACCCUGUAAUCACUGCAAUGGGAACUCUCAAGAAAGCUGCUGCACUCGUCAACAAGGAGUAUGGACUGGACCCUAAGAUAGCCGAUGCUAUCGCAAAGGCUGCGGACGAGGUCAUCAGUGGCAAACUGUACGACGAACACUUUCCUCUAGUCAUCUGGCAGACCGGGUCCGGUACUCAGACCAACAUGAACACAAACGAGGUAAUCAGCAACAGGGCCAUAGAGCUGCUUGGAGGUAAGCUAGGCUCCAAGACCCCUGUGCAUCCUAACGACCACGUUAACAAAAGUCAGAGCUCUAACGACACGUUUCCAACUGCAAUGCACAUUGCCGUGGCCGUCGAGAUCAACCGGCUGCUGCUGCCGAACCUGCAGAAACUUCACGACGCACUCGACGUGAAGGCAAAAGCAUUCAAGGACAUUAUCAAGAUAGGCCGCACACACACACAGGAUGCCACUCCGCUCACGUUGGGUCAGGAGUUCAGUGGAUACGUGACUCAGAUUGCGUUUGGUAUCGAGAGAGUCAAAGACACACUUCCUAGGCUGUACAACCUAGCAUUAGGUGGCACUGCAGUCGGUACCGGCCUCAACACUCGCAUCGGCUUUGCUGAGAAGUGUGCUGCAAAGAUCAGCGAACUCACCAGUUUGCCGUUCAAGUCCGCACCCAACAAGUUUGAAGCCCUGGCGGCCCACGAUGCCAUGGUGGAGGUGUCUGGCGCUCUAAAUGUGGUCGCAGUCAGUCUCAUGAAGAUUGCCAAUGACAUUAGGUUCCUGGCCUCGGGACCGAGGUGUGGACUGGGCGAGCUGUCUCUCCCAGAGAACGAACCAGGCAGCAGCAUAAUGCCAGGGAAAGUGAACCCCACACAAUGUGAGGCUAUCACGAUGGUAGCAGCUCAAGUGAUGGGCAACCAUGUAGCAGUAACAGUCGGAGGUAGCAACGGUCACUUUGAGCUCAACGUGUUCAAGCCGAUGAUCGUCUCCAACGUGCUGCGCUCUGUGAGGCUCAUUGCUGACAGUUCACUCGCUUUCACCAACAACUGUGUCACCGGCAUCGAGGCUAACACUGACAGAAUCAACAAACUGCUGCAUGAAUCUCUGAUGUUGGUUACUGCACUCAACCCACACAUAGGCUACGAUAAGGCGGCCAAAAUCGCCAAGACGGCUCACAAAGAAGGUGCCACCCUGAAGCAGACAGCCCUAAAGCUAGGUUAUCUCACCGAGGCAGAUUUUGACAAGUGGGUGAGACCUGAAGACAUGCUAGGACCUAAGUAAGACAAACGCCAGUAUUGAAUAAGUGUUCACACAAAUCUCCUUGUUAACCUGAAAACCCCUACUCAUGUAUAUAAUUCACUUGGUUAACUUUUUGUAAAUAAAGUAGCCUAAACUGUAAAUAAAGAAUUGUAUCUUUAAAACCUUUGUGAUAACUUUGGUUAGAAAAUAUAUUAAAUUUAUA
Messenger RNA from Macrosteles quadrilineatus (aster leafhopper), 1846 nucleotides. Its product is annotated as fumarate hydratase, mitochondrial-like. The record is from RefSeq and is a predicted model, not a curated record. Gene Ontology annotation, biological process: fumarate metabolic process; tricarboxylic acid cycle; malate metabolic process. The coding region runs from base 145 to 1665 and encodes 506 amino acids. Gene Ontology annotation, molecular function: fumarate hydratase activity. The transcript is spliced from 8 exons. NCBI's taxonomy places the organism in Eukaryota, Metazoa, Arthropoda, Insecta, Hemiptera, Cicadellidae. Gene Ontology annotation, cellular component: mitochondrion; tricarboxylic acid cycle heteromeric enzyme complex.